AUGGUGGCGCUGAAGGUCGUUUUCUUCGUGUGGGCGGUGUCUGUUGUUUACGAGUCACACGUCGGCUGCAUGCUUCCUGUUAAGACUGUAGCUGCCGUGGUGACGUCGCUACAAGAAAGAAUUCACUUUGGCUGUGCCUACGUCACAUACUCCGGCAAUGAAGCAGAAUGGCUACAAAAAUCAAGAUUCCUUGUGGAAUUCCGUAAAGGACUACGAAGUAAUCUCCAGUUGGGAUUUCUGCCUGACACCCACCAAACAGAAUUCCUACACAAGUGUCCGAGUUCACCGCUGCUGGUCGUACCAGACACUCAGCUGCUGCUCCAGGAGUCCCACCUCAAGGAAUUGUUGGAAAAGCGGCAGUCAGAAUUCACGUGGCUGCUGUUACUGGACGAUGGCAAGACAGACGACGCGCUUUCCGAUGUCCACAUCGAGUUCGACUCCCAAUUUUUCGUCAUUUUCCCGUCGACAAAUGCCACUGUCGACAUCCUGGAGGCAUACAGAGUGGCGAAUGGUUAUCCGUUGGUGAUUAAGAAGUUCUGCACGUGGGACCACAGCACAGGCCUCGCUUGCACAACAGAGAGCGUCAGGAGCAGACGGAACGACCUGAUGGGUUACGAAAUGAAGACAGGAGUGGUCGAGUUCGGCUUUCACUCAUUGCGGGAUAUUGCGAAUAUUGUUAGUGUAGCCGGUGUUGUUAUCUGGUACCGUCUGCAGAAGACGACGUUAUAUGGGUCUCGCUCCGCCAACGGCACAUGGAAUGGCAUUGUGGGUCGUGUGGCGAGCGGUGAGUUGGAUGUCGGCCUAUCCACCAUGAUGGUCACCCCGUCGCGCCAUGAAGUGAUCGACUUCUCAGUGCCGUUCUUCUUCACAAGGGAGCAUCUGUAUAUCCGAGAGCCUGAGGAGGAGCAGUUCGAGUGGGAUGGUUUCCGGCGCCCCUUCGAUGGCCGCCUCUGCGUCUGCACCUUUGCCCUAAUGUUGGUCGUCUGGGCCGUCCUCAGGGUGCACCGAAGAUAUACGGAGACUGGCAGAAACCCUCUGGACGGGGGGCGAGUCUACAGCGACUUCCUGCACGUCAUCGGAAUAUUCUGCAUGCAAGGGUGUGCCACGGCAACUCGCGACAGCGUGCGGGUGUCCCUGCUGGUGGCGUCGAUCUCUGCGCUGGUGGUGUACACGGCCUACUGCGGCGCCCUUACCGCCUCGCUGGCCACCCACCAGCCGCGGCUGCCCUUCACGGACCUAAAGGGCCUGCUGCAGGACGGCUCCUACAAGCUGAUGCUGCUCCGCGGAUCCGGAGAGAUGACUCUUUUCGCAGAUUCAGAAGAGUCUGUCACCAGACAGAUAUACAAUAAUAUCGUGGUGAAGGAGAACAUGCCAGUACACCCGACACAAGCAUUCGACCGGCUGUGCAGCACAGACAAGCACGCGUUCCUGUCUCACUUGGUGGAGUUUAGGCUGCACGAGGAUUCCCUGAAAUGUACCGUGACGUCCACCCAGGAGUACAUUAGCACACAGCUGGCAAUUGCUUUCAAAAAGAGAAGUCCUUACCGCGAAAUCAUCAACUACCACCUGCUGAAGCUGUACACGGAGGGCGUUGUGCCGCGACUGAUACGGAAGCACUGGCCGCUGAGCGCGAUGGGGCCGCAGCAGCUGCGGCAGCGCCAGCCGCGGCGGGUCCAGUCCCUGCGGCCUGUCUACAUAGCGCGGGUGGCGCCGCUGCUUCUGGUCCGGGGAGAUACCGACCAUCUUGGGGAGUACUUCAGAUGA
This is a messenger RNA of Schistocerca serialis cubense, 1764 nucleotides long. RefSeq names its product glutamate receptor ionotropic, kainate glr-3-like. The record is from RefSeq and is a predicted model, not a curated record. Lineage: Eukaryota; Metazoa; Arthropoda; Insecta; Orthoptera; Acrididae. Gene Ontology annotation, molecular function: glutamate-gated receptor activity. The transcript has 10 exons. Gene Ontology annotation, cellular component: membrane. Bases 1 to 1764 code for a protein of 587 amino acids.